Molecule: messenger RNA, 993 nt
Organism: Dromiciops gliroides (monito del monte)
Lineage: Eukaryota; Metazoa; Chordata; Mammalia; Microbiotheria; Microbiotheriidae
Gene: ISCA2
Product: iron-sulfur cluster assembly 2
Exons: 4
Coding region: 29-583 (184 amino acids)
Biological process (GO): iron-sulfur cluster assembly
Cellular component (GO): mitochondrion
Molecular function (GO): 4 iron, 4 sulfur cluster binding; 2 iron, 2 sulfur cluster binding; iron ion binding
Source: RefSeq, a predicted model, not a curated record
UCCCGGGCUCCCAAGCGAAGUGUGGAAAAUGGCGGCGUUGAUGAUAGGGCCCCGGGGACGGGCGCUAACGGCCCUGGGCUUGAGAACGGUGAACUCCCGGCUGAGGGGCAGUAGGCUGCUCCACGCCUCCGGGCUCCCGCCGCUGAUGCCACCCGGGGCGCCCCCGCAGGUGGGCAUCUCCCCGCGCUGGGAAUCGUCCACUACCUCCUCCUCUUCCUCCACUGCUAGCUCCCAGACUCCGGGCUCCGAGUCAAAUGAAGGUCAUAUCCGCCUCACUGACAGCUGCGUUAAGAGGCUUCUGGAGAUCACAGAAGGGACAGAGUUCCUCAGGCUACAGGUGGAGGGAGGUGGAUGCUCCGGAUUCCAAUACAAAUUCUCUCUGGACACAGUUAUCAAUCCUGAUGACAGGGUGUUUGAACAGGGCGGGGCUCGUGUGGUGGUUGACACUGAUAGCUUGACCUUCGUGAAAGGGGCCCUGGUGGACUUCAGCCAAGAAUUGAUCCGAAGUUCAUUUCAGGUGUUGAACAACCCUCAGGCAGAGCAGGGGUGUUCCUGUGGGACUUCAUUCUCUGUCAAAGUAUAAUAUGUGAGAUGAUGAAUUAACCAGAGACUGCCUUCUCCCUUCAACUUCCAAUUCUCGAUUCUAUGAGAACAUAGAAUUCCAGAGUUUUCUCCCUUGCUUUAUUACUUGCUCAAUUUCACCAGCCCUGGAGUUCUGUAUCCUGUCAUUCUAUAUCACAAUGUUUAGUUUUCUUUAUCAAUGUCAGCAUGCUUCCAAAAUAUCCCAUGUAACACUUGGUCUCAUAGUUAAGUGGAAAUUUUUUAAGAUUCCCCAAGCUGUUGCCUCAGAACCAGUUGCCUGGAGGCUAAGAAAUUGACUUUAGCCCCAGAGUUCCAAAAUGCAGAGAUAACAGCCCUGGCCUUCAGAGCUGCUUGUAUAUAUGUGUGUAUUAUUAGUGUAUAUAGUACAUAAAGUAUUUAUUUUUAAAGACA